AUGAUGCCAUUAGAAGCGACAGCUCGUCGCAACGAUUAUCUCUUUGUGAUGCCGCGCUUGUGUUUCUGUACCGGCGCCGCGUCACUACUGGCUUGCAGUGAACUCGAGCUAGGCAACAGUAAUGAUGCCAUUAGAAGCGACAGCUCGCCGCAACGAUUAUCUCUUUGUGAUGCCGCGCUUGUGUUUCUGUACCGGCGCCGCGUCACUACUGGCUUGCAGUGA
Parnassius apollo (apollo) is the source of this 222-nucleotide messenger RNA. The record is from the annotation of a GenBank genome assembly. Lineage: Eukaryota; Metazoa; Arthropoda; Insecta; Lepidoptera; Papilionidae.